Messenger RNA from Didymosphaeria variabile, 1083 nucleotides. RefSeq names its product Histone-lysine N-methyltransferase set-6 (gene SET6). Gene Ontology annotation, cellular component: nucleus. Lineage: Eukaryota; Fungi; Ascomycota; Dothideomycetes; Pleosporales; Didymosphaeriaceae. The record is from RefSeq and is a predicted model, not a curated record. The transcript has a single exon. Gene Ontology annotation, molecular function: protein binding. The coding region runs from base 1 to 1083 and encodes 360 amino acids.
AUGGACAGCGAGGGGGAGACCCCACUCCCUCCUGGGGCGCCCACCUCUUCCCUUUUCGAAGUGCGUCACACGCCGCAUUCCGGCCGCGCAGUCUUCGCCACGAAAGAUAUAGCCGCCGACACGACUGUCUUCCUCGGCGAAGACCUUACCCUCGAUGUUGUGCUUCGCGAGUACCGCCGUGAAGUGUGCGGAGAAUGUUUCGGCUAUGAUCGCGGGCGUGAACUCGGAGUGCGGGACAAUACCGUGGGGUUUGCUUAUUGCUCUGAGGAAUGCAGGAACAGGUGGAGGGAACGCGUCGGCGAGCUCGGUGUUGAGACGUGGAAAGCCACGGAGAAGCUGGUCAAGGGCCGGAGCAAAGAGGAUGCGGAUAUGGUGGAUGUGGGACUGCCGCGGCCGAAGGCGAAGGAGAUACAGAUCGCGUGGGAAGGAUCAGCUGGCCAGGCAGCCUUGAUACGCAUUGCUCGGGAGGGCGAAGUCGCUCGCGACACCAACGGCACAGGCGAGGCUGUCAAGCCCACCAAGCAGCACCGCAAAGCAGUCCAGAAGGCCCUCUUGCAGCCCAUCUCCCCGGACGUGCUUACCUUCUGCAUCAGCGGCAUUCUCUGGAAAUAUAACAAUCCCGACAAGUGGGAUCACGUCCUUGCCCUUGCUGAUAGCAACACACCCUACCACAACUACGACGAUCUCCGCGCCUUCGUCCGCUCUUACCUCCACAUGCUCGCCGUGUGUCCGCUCCCUCUCCUCCCACACAUCACGUCCGAAACGAUAUUCCUCCUUUCGUCCCGCGAUAGCCAUAACUCCUUCGGUAUCCGCUCCCUCGAGGAUGAUGGCUCAGAGUUCUUCGGCUACGGGUGCUGGCCGAGCGCUUCGUACUUCAAUCACUCGUGCGGACCGAACAUCGAGAAGGAGAGGAUUGGGAGAGAGUGGCAUUUUCGCGCGGGGAGGCAGAUCAGGGUGGGCGAGGAGCUGUGUAUUACGUAUUUGAGUGGGGAGGAGAGGAAGUUGAAUAGGGGAAAGCGGAUGAAGACGUUGAAAGGCAAUUGGGGGUUUGAGUGUGGGUGUGAGAGGUGUGAAGAGGUGUAG